GACGUCAUUUCCGGCGCGCCGAAGGGAGAAGGCAAGAUGUCGGGCCCGAGGCUGGAGCUGGGCCCCGCCAAGGAACCGCUGGGGAUGGUGCGGGGGCUGCAGUGGUUUUUCUCCAUUUUUGCCUUCGCCACCUGCGGGGGUUACGGGGGCAACGUCUCCUUCCGCAUCAGCUGCAACGGCCAAUCAAACGCCACCGUCACCGCCUCCUUCGCCUACCCCUUCCGGUUGAACCAGGCCGUCUUCACGCCUUCCUUGACCCACCUGUGCAACAACACGUGGCGAGAAGAUGUCCACCUGGUGGGCGACUUCUCCUCCUCGGCCCAGUUCUUCGUGACGGUGGCCGUCUUGGCCUUCCUCUACAGCAUGGUGGCCCUCGGCGUCUACCUGGGCUACCUCCACCUCUACCGCGGGGCCGGGGGGAAGCUGCCCCUGCUGGUGAGUCCAGCGUGGUCUUCAUCCCCCCAUCGUGGUCUUCAUCAAUCUAUUCUGAUCUUCUUCAUCCCUCCACCGUGGUCUUCAUCCCUCCAUCAUGGUCUUCAUCCAUCUCUUCUAGUCUUCAUCCAUCCCCCCGUCGUGGUCUUCAUCCAUCUAUUCUGGUCUUCUUCAUCCCCCCCGUCGUGGUCUUCUUCAUCCCCCCCGUCGUGGUCUUCUUCAUCCCCCCCGUCGUGGUCUUCUUCAUCCCCCCCGUCGUGGUCUUCAUCCAUCUCUUCUAAUCUUCUCCAUCCAUCCGUUUUGGUCUUCUCCAUCCAUCCUGGUCUUCAUCCAUCCAUCAAGCCAGGUCUUCUUGCACCCACCCAGAUCUUCUCCAGCCAUUUCUCCACCCUGGUCUUCUCCAUCCACCCAUCCAUCUUGGUCUUCUCCAUCCACCCUCCUAUCCAUCCACCCGUCCAGGUCUUCUCCAUCCCUCCGCCUGUCCACCAAGGUCUUCUCCAUCCAUCCAUCUAUCCAUCCCGGUCUUCUCCAUCCACCUAGAUCUUCUCCAUUCUUCCACCCAGGUCUUCUCUAUCCAUCCAUCGUGGUCUUCUCCAUCUCUCCACCCACCCACCGAGGUCUUCUCCACCCACCCAGGUCUUCUUCAUCUGUUCUUCUGUCCAUCCAUCCCCCCACCCAGGUCUUCUCCACCCACCCACCCAGAUCUUCUCCAUCCCUCCAUCCAGGUCUUCUCCAUCCUUCCAUCCACCCACUCAGAUCUUCUCCAUCUCUCCAUUCAGGUCUUCUCCACCCACCCAGGUCUUCUCCAUCCCUCCAUCCUGGUCUUCUCCACCCACCCAGGUCUUCUCCAUCCCUCCAUCCUGGUCUUCUCUAUCCACCCAGGUCUUUUCCACCCAUCCAUCCACCCACCCAGGUCUUCUCCAUCCACCCACCCAGGUCUUCUCCAUCCUUCCAUCCACCCACUCAGAUCUUCUCCAUCCCUCCAUCCUGGUCUUCCCCACCCACCCAGAUCUUCUCCAUCUCUCCGUUCAGGUCUUCUCCACCCACCCAAGUCUUCUCCAUCCCUCCAUCCUGGUCUUCUACACCCAUCCAGGUCUUCUCCAUCCCUCCAUCCACCCACUCAGAUCUUCUCCAUCUCUCCGUUCAGGUCUUCUCCAUCUCUCCAUCCAGGUCUUCUCCAUCCUUCCAUCCACCCACUCAGAUCUUCUCCGUGUCUCCAUCCUGGUCUUCUCCACCCACCCAGCUCUUCUCCCCCCACCUCCUGCCCCACGCUUGGAUGAAGACCCACCUCGUUGACCCACAGCUCCCCCAAAGCCCCGUAGGGUCUCCCCGAGGUGGCCUCCCAUACCUUGGUCUCCAACACCCAUCACCCUUUGCGCCCUUGUGGGGCAUCAUGGGAGUUGUCAUCUGGGUCCUGCC
Messenger RNA from Calidris pugnax (ruff), 1851 nucleotides. RefSeq lists its product as uncharacterized. NCBI's taxonomy places the organism in Eukaryota, Metazoa, Chordata, Aves, Charadriiformes, Scolopacidae. Bases 37 to 972 code for a protein of 311 amino acids. Gene Ontology annotation, cellular component: synaptic vesicle; synaptic vesicle membrane. The transcript is spliced from 3 exons. The record is from RefSeq and is a predicted model, not a curated record.